AUGCACUCUGCACCACUCACGGCACCGCGCCGGGCACAGAGCUCGCUACAGAGGCUGCUGGAUGACCCCAGCGACCCAUAUCUCGCUGCCCUUCAGCAGUUUGACAUUCUUCGUAUUGCCCACAUCGUCGCGGAGGGCCCUGCUAUGUCAGGCGUACCUGCCGCCUUCCUGCGACGCGCUGCCAUUCGUGUCGAGACCGACGGCAUCGCUGCAGCUCGAGCUCAGCUAGCGGCACCCACACCCCUCACGCAGCGUCGCGCACAGUCGUCUGGCGAGGCGGUAUUGCAGUCGCUGCACGCGGUUGGGGUAAAGCAUUGGAGUGAGGCCGAGGCUGCCGCUGCAACCGAGUUUAAGUGCGCGCAGGAGGCCUAUGAAGCUCUUCCGCAGGAGGAGAAAGCUGCGCUGCAGAUGGAGCGCGUUGUGUCACACCUCUUCGACGGCCUUUGCGCGAUGAGUGCCGCCAUGCGGAUGCAGACUGAGGAGGGCGCCCCCUCUCUCGAGGAGCGUGACGCCGCUUUCAGCGUCUACGGGCGCAUCAUGUCGGCCUACCAGGAUGGCGCCAUCACCGAAGAUCGCUGGAGGGCCGACUUUAUGCCGGAGCUUGAGGAGCUGCAAGUUAUUUGGCAGCACCUCGGUGAUCCUCGCGCGAUGACACUGGAGAGGUGA
Messenger RNA from Leishmania braziliensis MHOM/BR/75/M2904, 666 nucleotides. RefSeq lists its product as hypothetical. The transcript has a single exon. The coding region runs from base 1 to 666 and encodes 221 amino acids. The record is from RefSeq and is a predicted model, not a curated record. Lineage: Eukaryota; Euglenozoa; Kinetoplastea; Trypanosomatida; Trypanosomatidae.